This is a messenger RNA of Ornithorhynchus anatinus (platypus), 887 nucleotides long. It is a transcript of the gene NMS, whose product is annotated as neuromedin S. Bases 375 to 719 code for a protein of 114 amino acids. The transcript has 8 exons. The record is from RefSeq and is a predicted model, not a curated record. Lineage: Eukaryota; Metazoa; Chordata; Mammalia; Monotremata; Ornithorhynchidae.
CUCCUCGCGCACACUCCUUCCACACACUCCUCUUCCCGCACACUCCUCCGGCACGCUAUUCCCCCCACACUCCCGCACACUCCUUCCACACACUCCUCUUCCCGCACACUCCUCCCACACACUAUUCCCCCCACACUCCCACACACUCCUCCCGCACACUCCUCCCGCACGCUAUCCCCCCCACACUCCCGCACACUCCUUCCACACACUCCUCCCUCACACUCCUCCGACACACUCCUUCCACACACUCCUCUUCCCGCACACUCCUCUUCCCGCACACCCUUCCCCCGCACUCCUCCGGCACACUCCCCGCGCCCAGUCCGGCCCAGUCGCACGCCGCCGUCCGGAGGGUCCCGCUGGGCCCGGGCCCGGCCAUGGGGCCACCGGCUCACCCGACCCCCGGGGUCGUCGCCCUCUUCUGCCUCUGGACCCUUUGGGCAGCAGCCUCGGGAUUUCCUCAGCUAAGGCCUCAUUCCUUGGAUGAUUUGGAUAUGGCCAAACUUGAGAAAACCCAGGAAAUGUUUAAAAGGAUGGCCCUUGGGGAUCCUUUAAUGAGCCUUGCCGCUAAGCUCUCAGAGCGAAGAAUGCAAAGAUUCCUCCAUCAAGACCCCCAGAUUGCUCCAGUGGAGUUUUUAAAGAAGGAUAGCCCUGGUUCCACGGGACAAUCUUUUUUCCUUUUCAGGCCUAGAAAUGGAAGAAACAUUGAAGGUGGCCACUAGGACUCCCAAAAGAAUUCAAUGGAAAAUGAAGCCUCAGGCUGAAGGAUUAGCUCAGUGUCUUUAUUCCAAACUGCGGUUGGGCUUCAUAUUGGUUUGAUCUAAAUGACGACACUGGAAUAGACUUGAGUAUGCAAUUCUGUAUCAAAUAAACUUGCAACCAUUAAUAUU